AUGUCAAGCACAACCAACGAUUCAGAGGCCGGCAAACCAGGAAUCCUAUUCGUGGCGUCAACUGUACUGCAUCCAGACGCUCUCAAACCUUUGGACUUUGUCGAUUGGUAUGAGAAUACUCAUGUUCAAGAGGUACAAUCUACUGGAGGCAUCUCCGGGACACAGCGAUAUGAAAGUCUGAUCUUCCACUCUCGCCACCGAGACCCAACAGCUGCGAGCCUCGAGAACCGACACUGCGAGUCUGACUUCUUGACCAUCUACAAUAUGCCAGACCUGGCUUUCAGAGAGAGCAAGGCGUUCCGUGGUCUGGACGGGCAGUCGAAGCCAAACGAGGAGCUGCUGGAGAAGCUGUUCGAACAGACGGCUUUUGUGACUCGCUUUGCUCAAGAGGUCGACGUCUCCGGAAGCUCCAAGGCUGGCUCAGAUCCCGCUCCCUUCCUUCUUAGUGUAUGCGCUCCAUCGAUAACGGCAGCUGCAAAUGUGUUGGAAAAGUCAUCGACCGGCAAAUCAAGAGCCUUCAGCGUCCGCGAAGGAAGUCUGCUGAGCGAGUUCAAUCGGAGUUGGGAGAAGGUACCGAGUGAUAUUAGGCUCGUGGAGGCCAACGAUAUCUCCCAACUCAAGGAACUACACAAAGGUUUAGAAGGGAUGGAGGGUUUGGAGGUAGGCUUCUGGCGACUGAGAAGGAGUUACGAUGGCAGCGAGAGAACGCCUGCCGGGUGGAAGCCCAAAUAG
Saxophila tyrrhenica is the source of this 732-nucleotide messenger RNA. RefSeq lists its product as uncharacterized. Lineage: Eukaryota; Fungi; Ascomycota; Dothideomycetes; Mycosphaerellales; Extremaceae. Bases 1 to 732 code for a protein of 243 amino acids. The transcript has a single exon. The record is from RefSeq and is a predicted model, not a curated record.